Drosophila melanogaster (fruit fly) is the source of this 719-nucleotide messenger RNA. RefSeq lists its product as uncharacterized. Bases 145 to 501 code for a protein of 118 amino acids. Lineage: Eukaryota; Metazoa; Arthropoda; Insecta; Diptera; Drosophilidae. The record is from RefSeq and is marked reviewed. The transcript is spliced from 3 exons.
UCAUCAGCUGCUUUGCUUGUCCAUCUCUAAACACCACGUCAAUUUUUUUUUUUAUACACAAACAAAUCAAAAUAUUCAGCUUCGGCCCAGAUCUGGAAAUAUUUGAAAGAAACAAAAGAUAUUGCAUGCUAAUUUAGCUUUAAAAUGGCGUACGUCGAUCAAAAUGGUCGUCUGUGGGAGAAACGUCCAUGGGACUUGAGACGAGUUUUGGACACAUUCGUGGGUAUAUGGUUCGCCGUCAAACAGUUGCUUGCAUCGUUCCUGUCUCCAUUCACUGGAAAUGAUAGCAACGGAGAUAACUCCCGUCGAGGAAAUGGAUGGGGAAGUAGUAGCUGGGGCGGAGGGGGCGGUGGUGGUGGCGGCGGAGGCGGUGGCGGCGGAGGCGGUGGCGGAGGCGGAGGCGGUAGCGGUUAUCGCGGAGGUGGAUUAAGGCCUAAUCGACGAAUUGGGCGCAUUCCGCCCCCCUCCCAAUCCUGCAAUGCCGGAGGAUGCUGCGGCUGAGCUGCUUAACCAAAAUGCUCCAAUAAAUAAUCCAACUCACCUCUGUGAUGCGGCAAUUAAAAUAGAUAGGUUUUUGUUUACCGUUUAUAUUAAAGCUAUGUUUUAGUCAUAAUGAUUUUGAUUAAUUGAGAAAAUUCAAAAUAUGCAAUCAUACAUACAAUGCAAUACAAUACAUACAUACAAUCAUACAAACAAUAAACUUUUUAAUAUCCGAACUU